Messenger RNA from Entelurus aequoreus (snake pipefish), 3924 nucleotides. Its product is annotated as protein EFR3 homolog B. Bases 153 to 2684 code for a protein of 843 amino acids. Gene Ontology annotation, biological process: protein localization to plasma membrane. The transcript has 23 exons. The record is from RefSeq and is a predicted model, not a curated record. Lineage: Eukaryota; Metazoa; Chordata; Actinopteri; Syngnathiformes; Syngnathidae. Gene Ontology annotation, cellular component: plasma membrane.
GGAGCGUCUGAUUUUUUCCGUCCUGGUUGGAUUGCAUCAGUGGAUACUUGUUUAAUAAAUUGUUGCAUUUUUCUGGACUUUUGUGGAUACGGCGAGAAGGCUCGGUGUUGUCUGCGUUUCAUACUUUUGCGUUGUGCAUUUGUUUCGCUGUCAUGCACAUGCCUGUGUCCGAAGUCCCGGCCUCCCAGAGGCUGGCACUGGAUUGUCGCACCCUUCUGGAUCAUCGUGUUGGCAAGGGGGUUUGUGGUUGUUGUGGGGCUCUCAGGCCUCGCUACAAGAGACUGGUGGACAACAUCUUCCCCGAAGACCCAGAGGAUGGAUUGGUGAAGGCCAACAUGGAGAAGCUGACAUUUUACGCCCUGUCGGCUCCAGAGAAGCUGGAUCGCAUCGGAGCAUACCUGUCUGAAAGGCUGUCAAGGGACGUAGCCCGCCACAGAUAUGGGUAUGUUUGCAUAGCCAUGGAAGCCCUAGACCAGCUGCUGAUGGCCUGCCACUGCCAGAGCAUCAAUUUAUUUGUGGAGAGCUUCCUCAAGAUGGUCCGUAAACUGCUGGAGUCCGAUAAACCCAAUCUACAGAUCCUGGGAACCAACUCAUUUGUUAAGUUUGCCAACAUAGAGGAGGACACACCCUCCUAUCACCGCAGUUACGACUUCUUUGUGUCACGCUUCAGUGAGAUGUGCCACUCUGGCUACGAAGACCCUGAUGAACGCACCAAUAUCCGCAUGGCAGGCAUCAAGGGUCUGCAGGGCGUGGUGAGGAAGACCGUGAAUGACGAGCUCCAAGCCAACAUCUGGGACCCUCAGCACAUGGACAAGAUCGUCCCGUCUCUUCUGUUCAACCUGCAGAGUGGAGGGCGCACAGAGAGUCGCUCCCCCUCUCCACUGCAGGCGUCGGACAAGGAGAAAGAAAGCCCUGUGGAGCUGACAGAGCGCUGCUUCAGGGAGCUGCUGGGACGAGCCGCCUAUGGAAACAUUAAGAACGCUGUCACCCCUGUGCUAAUGCAUUUAGACAAUCAUUCUCUAUGGCAGGGAAAGACCUUCGCCGUGCGGUGCUUUAAAAUCAUCAUGUACUCCAUUCAGUCUCAGCAUUCUCACUUGGUCAUACAACAACUUCUUGGUCAUUUGGAUGCCAACAGCAAGAAUUCAGCCACCAUCCGAGCUGGGAUAGUUGAGGUUUUGCUGGAAGCGGCCGCCAUUGCAGCCAGUGGCUCCGUAGGCCCCACCGUGCUGGAGGUGUUCAACACUCUCCUGCGACAGCUCCGUCUGAGCGUGGACUACGAGUUGACCGGCUCCUACGAUGGCAGCACCAACAUCGGCACCAAGAUCAUCAAAGCUCACGAAGAGAGGCAGUUGCAGGAGGCUGUCAUCAGAACCAUUGGUUCCUUUGCCAACACUUUACCCACUUACCAGAGGUCAGAAGUCAUGCUUUUCAUUAUGGGCAAGAUCCCUGUCCCUGGUAUUCACCCCCUAAUACCUUCUGCAGGUUCUGGACCUGAGAGUACUAGGAUGAUUCAGGUUAUGUUACUUAAGUCCUUGGUUCAGGUGACUGCAGGUUUCCAGACCACCAAUAUGCUGACCGCUCUUCCCAGCUCUUUCUUGGAGCCUCUGCUGUCUUUCUCCCUAACCGAGGACCCAGAGGUUCGACUGCUGGUGCUGCACAUACUUCUUAGUCUCAUUGACAGGCAUGACAACAAGCCCAAAUUCUCUAACAUUAGUAUUAUUACGGACAUCUCUGUGCUGAAACUCAAAGUCGACAAGUGUUCCAGACAGGAUAACUUGUUUAUGAAAAAGCAUGGCCAGCAGCUAUACAGACACAUCUACCUGGGCUGCAAAGAGCAGAGCAGUGGCCGGCAGCACUACGAGAGUCUCUUCGCCUUACUGGGUCUUCUCAGCGUUGAGCUCGCCAAUGAAGAAGUCGUCGUGGACCUCAUUCGCCUGGCGCUGGCUCUGCAGGACCUGGCUCUGUCCACCGAUGAGGCGCUUCCCGUUUAUAACCGUUGUGCAGUUCACGCACUUGCCGGUGCCUACCUCAACCUCAUCUGCCAGCUAACCACUGUCCCCGCUUUCUGCCAGCACAUACAUGAGGUAAUCGAGGCGAGACAGAAGGAAAGUCCAUACCUGUUGCCUGAAGAUGUCUUUAUUGAUAUACCCAGGCUCCCAUCCUCGCUUGACAAAGUGGAAAGUGACUUAUUGUUCCUCCAGUCAAAGAUCACAGAAGUCCUCGGAGGUAGCGGAUACAACACAGAGCGACUGGUAACCCCUUAUGUCCCUCAGUACACUGAUGAGGACCGUCUGUCGAAGAGAAAGAGCAUCGGGGAGACAAUCUCACUACAGGUUGAAGUGGAGUCCCGAAACAGUCCGGAGAAAGAGGAGCGGACUCCAGCUGAGGAGAUCACUUUCGAAACGCUGAAAAACGCCAUUGUGGACAGUGUUGGCAUGGAGGAGCAGGAGCGAGAGCGGAGGAGGCUGGUGGUGGAAAAGUUCCAGAAAGCUCCCUUCGAGGAGAUAGCUGCCCACUGCGGCGCUCGGGCCACGCUGCUGCAGAGCAAACUAAACCAAAUUUUUGAGAUUACAAUCAGACCCCCUCCAAGCCCAUCUGGAACCAUUUCGUCCGGUUACGGCCAGAACCAGACUCGAUCCGUGCCCAUCUACGAGAUGAAGUUUCCCGACCUUUGUGUGUAUUAGACUGUUUAUUCUCCUUGUCGGGGAGGGAGACGUCACAGCCAGAACUCUUACGAACAGGCCACAUUUUUUUGUGAUUACACCCGGCGAAGGAGCUCGUCAUUAUGUAGAAACCUUUCUCAGACUGUCUUUUUUUCCGUCUGCACUGAUUUUUGUUAUGCUUUUUUUUUUUUUUUGCGCCAAAAGUGCUUUCCUUCCCCAUUCCCCAAAUUCUUAUUUUAUUAGUCAGAUAAAAGCUCCUUACACUAAACAGUAGGUGUUCUUAUCCUUUAACAUUGUCCUUCCCAUAUAAAUGUGUAUAUACAGAGGAGAUAUAUAUAUAAAUAUUUAAUAUACAGUGGAGAGGUGUGUGUGUGUGUGUGCAGAUUGUAUAUUUCAAAAUUGGCCACUAUUUAGCUUGUACGUUUUCGUCAAAUGAAUAACCAGCAAUGAAUGACGUUAUCCAAAUUAUGCAUUCAUAAUCAUUUAUAAUCAAGCAGGUUUGGAGACCAGUCCUUUUCUUGUGUUGUUGCCAUAGUAGCAUUCUGAGAGAGUGUGCCACACUGGCGCCGCGGACCACCCCCCCGAAGGAGCGCCUGCCUGGCUCCGCAUCUUUAAGCCAUCUUGAGUACGUACAAAAACACACACUGGCAUAUUUACAAUUUGGGUAAAAAAAAAAAGGCAAUAAAUUAGCACUUCCCCAGCUAACUACUGUCGGGAACAGUGGUUGCAUGUGUUUGGAUUGUGUGUGUGUGUGUGUUUUCCGAUGUUCAAACCACAACCUCUUUGUUGUGAUGCUCCCAACGUCUUAUUAUUACCCUCAGCUUCUGUGAAAUUCACCGCGAUGCGUUUCAAAAAAACACUGGUGUCCUAGAUGCUUUAUGUCCUCACAUGUCAGUGUAGCUGUGCGUGAAUCAAGCCCUUUGUUUUAACACUUUGUAUGUCUUUGUUGUUAUGACCCGAGACCAAACCCAUCUGUCUUGUAACUCGCUCAUUAGGGUCAUUUUGUUUUUUUCGGAGCACAGCUCCUUGAAACCUUGGCGAUCCCAUCUUACUUUUUGUCUGGUUCUAAUUGUAGGUCAAAGAUGCUUAUUCUGUGAACUCUGCACUUUAAAGAAACUGGAUGAUCUAGUGACAAAGGCAGCUUUUUUUAUUUUAUUUUGGAUGAAAGGAAUUUUUUUUAUAUAGCCUAACCGGUGUCCUCCAUGAUAUUGCAUGCAUCGUGUUGUUACCGUGUUGUACAAUAAAGUUGCCCGUAAGUUUA